GCCACCCAUGUUAUAAGAGGGCCAGGGCCCAAGCGAGUGGCAACAUCUCCAAACUUGUCAGCACGAUGAGGCUGACAGCAAUGACCUGCCCUCUAUGGUUGAUCACAAGAUCAACAAGGACAAGACUGUUUGUUCACCCCUUUCUCUCCAACACACCCCAUAUCAGUCUGGACAGAAACCGUUGGACGAUUUACUUAGGAGACCAGGAUUAUUCCGUCUAUAAUCUCUAUAUUACUCCUAGAGAAGAAGGUUUGAUCUCAACUAAUGGCUGUCUUAGAGAUGUUCAUGCUUCGGUAUGUUAGGACUUUAAUCCUUUUCAUCUUGCUUCUACAUCGCUGGGGUCAACUGAGUCCAAUUCCUUCCCUGAAGGAACCAUUUUCAGGAGGUCUUGGAGCGGCGGAUACAUCUUUGCUGGACCAGGAUGAUAAUGUUGACGUUCAGGCAGUUCUAGGUCAGUUUCUCUACAUGUUAAAUUUAACAGAGCAAGAGCCAAAGCUGAGGCCCCGGGCUGUCCAUACUGAGCCACCAGAGUACAUGCUGGAACUGUACAACCACUACGCUAAGGAUCAUAGCACCAGACCUGCAGCAAAUAUUGCACGGAGUUUCAAGAAUGAGGAUUCCUCCCCCUAUAGCAUGACAAGAAGAGGUGUGAGGACGCUCCCUCUCAUGUUCAACGUCUCUGUCCCACGUCAAGAGUAUAUUAUUGCCGCCGAGCUCCGCCUUUACAUGCUGGUACAUAGAGAUCCUCAGCGCAGCUAUGGUGUGGACUGGAAGGUAACAGUUUUUGAGAGGCAAGUAGAAGGUGGUCUGUCAUUUCAAAAUUCUGAGGGGGGAACUUUGGAGAACAAUUUGACUGGUAUGCAGGAGCUGGCAGUAAGGCAUGGCCAGCUUAAAGAGAGCAGAUGGGAGGUGUUUGAUCUGACUGACUCUGUUCUACGCUGGAGAAACCUGGAGAGCACAAGCCACUGGCUUGAGGUGCAGAUCGAAAGUGAGAAUCAGCGUGAACUCCUUGAUGAAGACAAGAGUGCUAUAUUUAUCAGCCUGGACAUUGAAAGGAGUGUGGGAGGAAAGCAUGAGCCAGUGCUGAUUGUAUUCUCAGAUAAUGAAAGUGAAAAGGACCGGUCAAAGAAGACAGUCACAGAAAACAACACUGGCUUGUUAGAGCUCAAUGAAUUUGAGUUGGUGGGUGAAAAAGAUGACGACAGCAAAGAAGAAAAUGAGGCCCAUUUAAUGCAAAUGCGUUCUAACAUGAUCUACGACAGUGCGCCUCGAACCCGCCGCAACGCCAAGGGAAACCCGUGCAAGAGGACUGCACUCUAUGUGGAUUUUAAAGAGAUAGGCUGGGACUCGUGGAUCGUUGCACCUCCAGGCUUCGAAGCCUACACUUGUCACGGAGAGUGCGAUUAUCCAUUACUUCCGCAAGUGACGCCCACCAAGCACGCCAUUAUCCAAACACUACUCAAUUUGAAAAGCCCUCAAAAAGUCUCACGAGCAUGUUGCGUGCCCACCAAGCUGGAACCAAUCUCUCUGCUGUACGAAAAUGAGAACGGCCAUGUCAUUUUCCAGCACAAAUACGAAGGCAUGGUGGUGGCAGAGUGCGGCUGCAGAUGAAAUCUCAAAACUCUCAUAAACUCUCACCCGGGAAGCCGAGAAGCCAAACAGACAAGAUUGAGAGGCCUGAGAAGAUGACAUAAAUGUUCAAAUAUGAACAAGUAACCAGGAUCAACAAUGAUGUUGCCUUUGUGUGCUAAUUAACACCAUAUCUAGCAACUCUUGGUAGAAGUAUAAAAAAAGUAUCGUCAGUAGCACAGUAGCAUGCUGCUAUGUGAAGUAUACAGACACUGUAACCUGGCAUGGAAUGGAUAAACAUCAUGGAGCAAAAGAGACAUUCAUUUUGACAUUUCACUUAAUGUAUAUCUGCUUUUUAUAGUGUAGGCUAGUGCUUUUCUAUUGUACAAAAAUAUUUGUUGCAGUCUAGAAUAUAGUGUUUUCAAUCCCAUUUCAUACUUAUAAUAAAGUGAAAAAUAACCUUGGUUCAAAACACAACCUACCAACAGCCUUCAUUACAUCUGAAUCAUUUCAACGGCAGUUGAUAAGUAAGAAAUAAAACACUUGGGAUGUGCUGUUAUAGGAAAAUAAACAACAACAGUG
Messenger RNA from Tachysurus vachellii, 2151 nucleotides. Its product is annotated as bone morphogenetic protein 10-like. Gene Ontology annotation, cellular component: extracellular region. Lineage: Eukaryota; Metazoa; Chordata; Actinopteri; Siluriformes; Bagridae. The transcript has 2 exons. Bases 265 to 1611 code for a protein of 448 amino acids. Gene Ontology annotation, biological process: BMP signaling pathway; SMAD protein signal transduction. Gene Ontology annotation, molecular function: growth factor activity; cytokine activity. The record is from RefSeq and is a predicted model, not a curated record.